UUGGGUACCGUGCGGAUAAUUAUAAUGUGAUUAUAAUCUCGUCCAUGUUCCGGUCUAUAAAACAGUGAACAUGAACUCGCUGGAUCGACACAGCGACAAACCGAAAGCGUAAGGUCACCCAUGCGCGUACUACAUUUCUAACAAUUUCAGCCCCGGUGUCUUUGUUCUACCUCUUUGUUCUGAGUGUCUUCAGCGAGAAAAUUCGUCUCGAAAGUCUAGAAUCAGGGAAAUAAUUUAUCAACAUGGCGAUUUCUCUGUGUUCUCAUCCGGGUAUCACUUGUGCUGUCGGAAUUUUGAUACUGCUCGUUAGAGCUGGGAACGCCAUCGAAUACAUGGACCAAAACUGCGGGGGAACCAUCGAUGUUGGCGGUUCCGGAGGCAUUCUGGUCUCCCAGAGGGAUCACGAAUAUAGGAACUACAUGGACUGCAAGCUCAUUAUCACCGCCGACUCGAGUCGACGGAUCCUACUCACCUUCGACUGGGUCGACAUCAAGGAUAGACCGAAAUGUAAACAGGACUACCUGGGGGUCUAUGAGGGAAAGUCGAAUUAUUUCCUUUCCCGAAACCUCGGGUUGAUCUGUGGCACCUCUGCCAGGAGCAUUGUUUCUCGAACAAAUGCCGUCACUUUGAGAUUCAAAACCAACAAAUCUGGAACAGGCAGAGGAUUCGUCCUCUCUUACACGUCCUUCGAGUCGCCUACCUCCGAGGGCUGUGGUGCAGACGAAUUCAAAUGCGACAACUAUCGAUGCAUUGAUGCGAGCCUCAAAUUCAAUGAUUAUGACAACUGUGGUGACAACAGUGAUGAGACCCUCUUCAUCAAUGGCACCAUUGACACCGAAAACACUGCGAGUAAUAAGGCCGGCAUCCUUGCCGUCAUCCACCUGGGUGCCAUCGGGGCCGGGGUACUGGUCUGUGUCCUCGUCGGUCGCCUCUGCUGGCGCUACUUCUCCAACAAACGUCAACUGCAGCAGGCCUCGUCUCAGGUCGUUUCCAAUACGCCCCAGGAGCAACCCCCUAUAGCCAUGCAACCGACCGGUCAAUCCAGUCAACCGGCUUCGUAUGGGCAACCAGGGGCCUACCCUGCCGGUCAGCAGGCUUAUCCUGCCAUCCAACCGGCGUACCCUGCCGGCCAACCGGCGUACCCUGCCGGCCAACCGGCGUACCCUGCCGGCCAACCGGCGUACCCUGCCGGCCAACCGACGUACCCUGCUGGUUAUCCUACAGCUUACCCUGGGGAACAGGUCUAAACAUGUUCAGCACUCGACAGUAUUUUCGUCUCAUAGAAUCGCAGACUGGUGGAUUCUCGGUUUUCAUCUCAAGUGGGUUAUUUGAGUUUGGAGUUGUUAAACGGCUUUGCGUUGUUUACAUAUUUCGAGCUUGAAUUCAUCCAUGGUCUGCCUUCGGAUUAGUUCCUUCUAGCAAGGUUAAUGAAUUAUUCAUUAAUAAUGCAAAUGAUGACGUGCAGACUUGGCCAGUGACAUCUGUGAAACCUGCAAACCUGACUGUGGUUGUUUUCCCUUUCAGUGGUUAUGUAAUCAUAUUGACAUACUGAAAUGUAGCUCUGAAAAAAGUAAAAUUAGAACUUUAAUCAUUGUGACUAUAACCUUGCAUUGCAUAACGAAUUCAUAAUCAGAAUCUUUUAGAAAACCUAGAGAAGCCAUUUUAAAUCACACUGAAAUACGGUGCUGUCGUUGCCGAAUUAUCCAGGCAGCUUCUUGCAUUAUUGAGGGUUUGCAUUGCUGCCAUCUUGCAGGACAGUGCUUUUAUUGCACAGGGUAUGUACAAAGGAGGUUUCCCUGAGGAACGAAAGAACUGCCCUGCAAGAUGGCUAGUAUGCAAAGACUCUAUUGCAGCCAUAUUGGGUGACUACAGGAAAGCCACUGAAUUCUUGUGGAAGCAUUCCAGAAUUCUAUGAUAUGCCCCAAAAUCUGCAGAUAUCUUUUACGAAUCUGCUAGAAUUUCAGCACAAUAUCUACCUCGUCUAGCAGAUUUUUGGCUGAAACGGUCUCUCUGUUGCCAGGGGAAACGUAUAGUGUAGGCUUAAUGUUUUUCUCUUGCUGCGUACGGUUUUAAUGACACAUUUACCAGGAACAGCUGCAAAUGACUUGUUCCUUCAAGCGUUUCCCAACACUUUGUCUAAUCCAUUCGGAGGGUAUCUUUCAGUGUUAAAACUCUGCCUCGGACUGUUUGCCCUCAAGUUCCUCUAGUGUGUAAUUAAGCGAUAUCUCCUAAGCAGUGUUCGGAUAGUUUCCUUAGAGUGUAGGUGCUUCGAAGUGGUUUUAAUACCCAAACCCACUCUCGACCUACAGAGUCUUUCAAUCGGUGAAAUGUUUCUGAAAUCAGAGAGAAAUGCAAGUCGCGCGUGACAGUUUUAUGUACAUGUACUGUACACUUCGCCUCUCGGACCUUCCUAGCCGCCUUGUGUAUGAGAUGCAUGUGAUCGCGCACUGCACUCUACUGAUGACAUCUCUGCCUUCCUGGACUGUGGGCCUCCACGCGCUCCAUAGGAAAGUGCAUACAUGUGAACAAAAAUGUGAUGUCAACAUUACAUAGAUCUCUUCAGGGUAAGAUCGUGGCUUGACUUGAGGCCCACCACGCCGUGGGAAAACUUGAGCAAUCGCGAUGAGAGCUGCGGAAAAAGAGAUUUUUAGUAUGGGUGAAUGAGAACAGUGAAAUGCUCUGUUGAGCUAAUUUGUUAGCAUCGGGGUUGUCAAUUAAUUGUUUGGGGAAAUCUCAGAGUUGUGUCCUUCAAAGUUGUUAUUUCGAAUGCAGAAAUAAGGUCCACCUUUGGGUCGGUAGCAUACACAUUGGUGCUAUGUUUAAAAGAAAAGCGUAGUUUUUGCUCCUUAACUGAACUUGUGUUGAGCCAAAGGUAAAAGUGAAAAAAAAAAAUCAGGCUAAGCCUGAAGACAACGGAAGUAGAGAUUUCUAUCCUUUUCUUGCCUUUAAAAGAGUCUUUCAAUAGUUGCCUUAUUUACAUAGUUCAGCAUCUUGAAUUUGAUAUCAUUUGUAUGUUUGUUGAAAUUUACACUUGUUUGUGUGUGUGCUUAAUCUUUUCAAAAUUUUAAAAGUUCCUAUCGAAGACUAGUAUUCAUGUGACACUGUGCAGUUUCAUUUAUGCCUCAAUUAAUGAUUGGUGAUUACAUAAAUAUUUUAGUAUUUACAUCACAUUUUUUAUUGCAGUCUCGGGCUUUUGAAACUGCACAUGUAUGAUUUCAGUGUUUAUAGACUAAAUAUUUGAUCUUGUUCAUUUCAAUAUUAAUAUUGGCAGAGUGGUGUCGGUGGCAUAAGUGUGUUUCCUGUCUUACCCAGAAACCUCCCAUAUUUAUUUCAAUCCAGCUCAAAAAUCCCCCAUAGACCUUUAUCGUGUUGCUACCAUGCUUUUGCUGCCCCCUGUAUACCCAUCUGCAAUAAUAAUUCAACUUCAGAUACUAAUAAAAGGGAACAGACUAUUACCCCUUC
This is a messenger RNA of Acanthaster planci (crown-of-thorns starfish), 3462 nucleotides long. RefSeq lists its product as uncharacterized. The record is from RefSeq and is a predicted model, not a curated record. NCBI's taxonomy places the organism in Eukaryota, Metazoa, Echinodermata, Asteroidea, Valvatida, Acanthasteridae. Gene Ontology annotation, molecular function: protein binding.